AUGAAAUGGUCUCUCUUUGCAUCACAGACUCCUAAUAAAAAUGUCUUUACAUUUGCCAAAUAUUAUUUCAAAACAUUUCCCUUCUCUUUUCUAUUUCUCUUCCUUUCCUUGUUUCCCCCCCCCCAUACACACUUUCUUUUCUUUACCUUUUCUCUCUUCUUUUCUCUUUUCCUCAUCGUUUCCCUUUCUUGUAUUUCUUUCUUUCCAUUUCCUUCCUUACUUUCUUUUCUUUUCUUCACUUUUCUCUUUCUUUUCAUUAUUUCCUCUCUCUUCCUUUCAAUUCCUUUUUUUCUUCAUCAUUCCUCUUCUUGUUUCUUUCUUUCCUUUUUUUCACUUCCUGUAAUGUUUGCAUUUUCUUUAUUUUCUUUGACUUUCUUUCUUUCUUUUUCUUUCUUUUCUUCUACAUCCUUUAUUUUUCUUUUCUUUCCUAAUCUUUUUUUCAUUUCUUUUCCCCGCCUUUCCUUGCUUUCCUUCUUUUUUUUUUUGUUCCUUUCUUUUGAUCCUCUUCAUUUUCCUUUUCUUUCUAGAGCCUUUUCUUUUUCUAUCUUUUUUUCUUUUCAUUGUACCACCUUUCUCCUUCUUUCAAUUCUUUUGCUGGACUUUCUUUUUUUCUUUCUUUAUUUCUUUUUCUCCUUAUCUUUCUCUUUAUAA
Messenger RNA from Acanthosepion pharaonis, 651 nucleotides. NCBI's taxonomy places the organism in Eukaryota, Metazoa, Mollusca, Cephalopoda, Sepiida, Sepiidae. The record is from the annotation of a GenBank genome assembly.